This is a messenger RNA of Phytophthora nicotianae INRA-310, 1554 nucleotides long. RefSeq lists its product as hypothetical. The coding region runs from base 73 to 1488 and encodes 471 amino acids. The record is from RefSeq and is a predicted model, not a curated record. Lineage: Eukaryota; Oomycota; Peronosporomycetes; Peronosporales; Peronosporaceae. The transcript is spliced from 2 exons.
AGUAAUCACGGCACUGUGAACUGAGUGACAAUUAAAGUCCCACAGGUUGGCAUUCCCCGUUUUGAGCUCAGCAUGGACCCGAUUGAUCAGACGUUUCCACUUCUCUCAGAUUACGACGCCAUGCCUGACUUGCCAAGCCUUCAAGUUGACGCUGACGACGCAACAAACCCUCCAGACUGGGGCUCUGUCUUUCCCGGCCUCCUCUUGGAACAGUUCACAGCAACAGAUAUGGACCGCGCCACUUUGUGGAAUGCGUCGCCUGGAGAGAGAGCUCUCGACCAUCUCGCUCAAGCACUAGAAAGUCCGUUAUCUGAUGUCUCGAAAGCCGCUGAGGACUCUAACAGCGAGAGCCUACCACAAGUCAUUGCAAGCACGCUUACACCGGAGCAAGAUACCACCGAAGCCUCGUCAAGUUCCAAGAAGCGCCCUCGAGUAACUUGGAAGCACCAGAUUGACGCAUUACGUGAGGAAGUGGCGGCGCAUACAGCUCAACUCAACUCUCUGCGGGCCCAGUGGAACCCACUGGAGUUCUCAGCCGGCCCUGACGGAUUUCUCAUCCCGAAACGCAAACCUCUCUGGCAACAGAUCGCUCUCCGACAACUAGAACGUCGUCGCAAAGCAGAAGAAGAAAACAAACAGCUCCGACGAAUUCUAUGCGACCAGAUUCAAGAAGCCAGGAGCUUGCGACGUCUUAUGAAGCGCCGGUCAAAAAUUAAGCUGAUGGAGGACAUGUUUGGACACAAGCGCGCACCCAGCCGACUCAUCCCGACGCAUGCAACGCUAUCGUUUGGCAGCUUGAUCAAUAACAUCGAUCAAGCCUAUGGUUCAUUCGAGACGGUGUUUGCCGAGAAAGGAAUCCCGUUCCUCCCGUGUCCUGGCAAAAAGCGUAUAGGCAGACGCCAUCUAACCGAUGGUGUCUUCCUGGAAUUGGCAGAAAGGAAGGUUGUGCCAUUUUCUCGCGAGCAGACCGAGAAAGCUAUUUCGUCAUCUCUCCGAAGAAUUGGUACGCAGAAGAUAGAUGUCAACCAGGUUAUUGAAGGACAACUCCAGUUCAUUCAACACCACGUCGGCGAGAAUGACGAUACCGUUACCCAGAGCUUUUUCGUGUCGACACCCCAACUGAGCCGCCUCCUUGGGGCAAGUGUACGAAUGGCGACGCGAAAAUACGUUGAGAAGGACCGCACAGUCUUUGUCUGCAGCAUCUACCUGGAUCCAAAACUUGGGGAUGGGAAAACGACAGGAUUUCACACACGCGCAACCUUAAUUAUCGUCGUUCGCCAACGCAUGUCCCAGUUUGCGGUCGACGGAGAUAUGUCAACUUUCGACUGCUUCUUCAGUGCUACGCGUGAUGACCGUGGAUUACCGCAAGCUCGUGCUAUUCGGUCGCCUAUGAGCUUAAGUGUAGGCAUGGAUACAUGGGAGAGUGUGAUCUCUUCUCUGCCGGGUCAGAUUGAGAGUUCCUUAGUCGAUAGUUUGAAAUCGAACUGAGUUACAUAUCCUAUAAUAGAACACUGUCUUCAGUUUAAUUUCUACAGUAAAAAGUAGCUGGAAAGC